GGGGAGGCGGCAGGGAAGCUUGGCCAGGGGAUCCACCAUGCCAUGGGGCAGUCCGGGAACGAGGCAGGUAAAUUUGGCCAGGGGGUCCACCAUGCCAUAGGGCAUGCUGGGGAGGCGGCAGGAAAGCUUGGCCAGGGGAUCCACCAUGCUGCAGGGCAGGUUGGGAGAGAGGGGGACAGAGUGGUUCAAGGGGUCCAGCCUGGGUUCACUCAGGCUGGGAAGGAAGCAGAACACUUUGGCUCAGAUGUGCACUAUGCCGCAGGGCAGGCUGGGAGCGAGGGGGACAGAGUGCUUCAAGGGGUCCAGCCUGGGUUCAACCAGGCUGGGAAGGAGGUGGAUCAGUUUGGCCAGGGGGUGCACCAUGGGGUUAACCAGGCUGGGAAGGAGGCCGAGAAGUUUGGUCAGGGGGUGCACCAUGGGGUUAACCAGGCUGGGAAGGAGGCUGAGAAGUUUGCUCAGGGGGUGCACCAUGGGAUUAACCAGGCUGGGAAGGAGGCCGAGAAGUUUGGUCAGGGGGUGCACUAUGCCACAGGGCAGGCUGGGAACGAGGCGGGCAGAAUGGUUCAAGGGGCCCAUCAAGGAGUCAACCAGGCUGGGAAGGAGGCCGAGAAGUUUGGUCAGGGGGUGCACCAUGGGGUUAACCAGGCUGGGAAGGAGGCCGAGAAGUUUGGUCAGGGGGUGCACUAUGCCGCAGGGCAGGCUGGGAACGAGGCGGGCAGAGUGGUUCAAGGGGUCCAGCCUGGGUUCAACCAGGCUGGGAAGGAGGUGGAUCACUUUGGCCAGGGCGUUCACCAUGCCGUUGAACAGGCCGGAAAGGAAGCAGACAAAGUGGUCCAAGGGUUCCAUGAUGGGGUCAACCAGGCCGGGAAGGAGGCAGAGAAACUUGGCCAAGGGUUCCACCAAGCGGCUGGCCAGGCUGGAAAGGAAGCGGAGAAACUUGGCCAAGGGUUCCACCAGGCUGCUGGCCAGGCCGGGAAGGAGGCGGACAGGUUGCAGCAGAAUGUUCAUAAUGGGGUCCACCAAGCCGGCAAGGAGGCCAACCAGCUGCUGAAUGGCGGUCAUCCAGGCGGAUACAACGGCCAGCACGGAGGGGGCGCAACCACCACAUUAACAUCUGGAGCUUCGGUCAACAAGCCCUUCAUCAACUUUCCGGCUCUGUGGCGGAGCGUCGCCAGCAUCAUUCCCUAAACUGACACUGGCUUUGCUGAGCAGACUGACAAUUCCUGUGGUUCUAUCAGCUGAAGGACUGGAGGAGCUGGGGGUGGGGGUGGGGCGGGAGCCCUAGUGAUGUGGGUCCCAUGAAGGGGCUGUACUGAGAUUUGUGAAUAAAUAUGACCACUAUACCCUCA
Condylura cristata (star-nosed mole) is the source of this 1349-nucleotide messenger RNA. It is a transcript of the gene SBSN, whose product is annotated as suprabasin. The record is from RefSeq and is a predicted model, not a curated record. The transcript is spliced from 6 exons. Lineage: Eukaryota; Metazoa; Chordata; Mammalia; Eulipotyphla; Talpidae. The coding region runs from base 43 to 1188 and encodes 381 amino acids.